Wallemia mellicola CBS 633.66 is the source of this 1891-nucleotide messenger RNA. Its product is annotated as P-loop containing nucleoside triphosphate hydrolase protein. NCBI's taxonomy places the organism in Eukaryota, Fungi, Basidiomycota, Wallemiomycetes, Wallemiales, Wallemiaceae. The transcript has 2 exons. The record is from RefSeq and is a predicted model, not a curated record. Gene Ontology annotation, molecular function: GTPase activity; GTP binding. The coding region runs from base 289 to 1845 and encodes 518 amino acids.
AAAAGAGCCCAGAACAGAGGUAUAGACGUUGCUUUACCUACUAAACAAGUACAAGAGAAGUUUUCAAGGUCAAAGUACCUCAAUCCAGCCUUGGAUAAGAAAAAGAAGGCUGCAGAGAAAUUGGAAUCUACCUGGAAAAGUACAACAAAGCAACAACAAGAGGAUGAAGUUGAGCUUAAAGAUAAUUGGUUAUGGCAUAGACCAAUAUCCAUCGACCAAUCGAUAUGGCUUGAAAAUGAUAAAGAUUUAAAGUUUAGUUGCUUCAAAAGGCCAAAAUGGAAUUAUAAGAUGUCCAAAAAGGAACUAGAAUCUAAUGAAAAUAUUCAAUUUAAGCGUUGGUUGAAAUACACAGAUGAAUUACUUGAUAAUACUCAACAAACUUAUUUCAGUGUAUAUGAACGUAAUCUAGAAGUUUGGAGACAAUUCUGGAGAACAUGUGAAAUGUCUUCAAUAUUGUUGAUAUUGAUUGAUGUACGUUUACCGUCGAUUCACUUCACGAAUUCACUUAAAAGCUAUUUAAAUAUCCUCAUUAAUAAACAAAAUAAAAGGAUCAUAUAUGUAUUCACUAAAGUUGAUCUUGUUCCCAAACAAACAACCGACUUUUGGUUCAAUUGGUUGAAAUCUCAAUUAAAUGAUACUGAUCAAAUAGUUAAACUAAGUAGUUAUCAAAUUGUUACCGGUGAGCAAGGUAAAGGUAGACGCAAGCCAUUCAUUCAACCUGAAAGUCUCACUGAAUUACUCGUUGCGAUCUCUAAUGCAUAUCAUUCACUAAAGUCUAGUUCAGAAUCUUUGCCAGACAUAAAUUUUGAUGAAGUGAUUCAACAAAUAUUACUAUCUCAGAAAUUACAGCGGCAAGAAGAGUCAGCUGACCACAAUGAUAAUAAACCAGAUAGUAUACAUACAGGUAAAGCUGAUAAACGCAAAGCUAGAAAAUUGGGUAGAAUACAAGCUGAAUCAAACAAAGGAGGGCCAAAAAGGAGAGGAUUUGAUGAUACCGUCAACAACAAUAAUGAAAGUGAGAAUGAAGAUGGAGGUACAUCACAAGAGAAAAGACCAUUAGAAUUUUCAAAUGACCAGAAUGAGCUGACCAUCGGCUUAAUUGGACAGCCAAACGUCGGUAAAAGUAGCGUAAUUAAUGGCUUAUUUGGUAAAUCUAAGGUUAGAGCUAGCUCAACCCCUGGAAAAACCAAGCACUUCCAGACACUUUAUUUGACGGAUCAAAUUCGUUUGGCGGACUGUCCAGGUUUAAUUUGGCCAUCUACAACACCACGUUGGGCUCAAGUUUUAGGUUCUACAGUGCCGAUCUCUCAAGAACGUCAACCAAGUGGAAUAUUGUAUGCAAUUGGUCAGCGUAUGCCUCUAGAGCAUGUAUUACCGUUAGCCCCCGAAAGCGUUUUGGAGACAGACAUCAAAGAGGAUAAACGUACUUGGAGAGAGGGUAUGGUAAGGACAGAGAAAUCUCUAGAUAAAAACAUCAAAGUUUUAGAAAUUUUAGAACGGUAUGCUAUUAGAGCUGGUUUUAUGACUGCAAAGGCUGGUAGGCCUGAUAUUAAUCGUGCUAGUAAUUACAUCCUUCGACAAAUUACCACUAGCCAGUACAGUUGGGCAUACUUACCUCCAGGCACUGAAUUGAAUGAAAACCCGAAUGGAAUCUACAUCAGUUCUAAAGUUAUUUAUAGCUCCGAUACCGAUCAAGAAUCUGCAAUUGAAGAGAGUGAAAAUGAGAAAAGCGAUCUUGAUGAGACACUUGCAGAGGAUAGUCCAGAUGAAGCAGAUACGACAAAAAGUAUGAGAACGGCUUUUGAUUUACUUAAUGUAGAUCUAGUUGAAUCAGAAGAUGAAUAGAAUAUCGCAUAAUUUAUAUCUGUACAUAUACAUCGAUUAAAUUUCA